AGUGCCAGUUGCGCUGAGAGCAAGCAGCACCGACGGACGUGAUCGCUGACCGUGCUGAGACGACGCAGUUUUGUUCAUCUUAAGUUAUGGUUUAAAGUAGAAAUCCUCAUCAGAUUAUUUUCCUCCGAAAAACAAAACAAAAAUUUGGACUACAUGCCAGUUGCGCUGUUUCGUACGGAGCGGGAGUUUGGUUCGCCCGAGAUCGCAUUCGGUUUACAGUGAAGACCUCGACGGAGACGCAGCCGGCUCGCAGGAUGCGUGGGGCUAAUAGUGGAGAUUUAUAAGGCACGGGUCUCCCUUUGAACUUUUUCAUUAAGGGUCACUUUCUUUUGUGGACUAUGUUUAUGGGCCAAUUGCACAGCUCCGAUUCCUUCUAAUCAGAUUAUGAAGAUUUCAUGCUGCUUUGUCAAUGACGGGUAAGAUGGAAACACCCUUCUAUCACGAUGACACUGCAAGCAUUUCAAACUUCGGACCAAUUCCCGACUACGAUCGAUAUCCGGGCCACAAGAUGAUGAGCAAGAAGAACAUGGCCGUGCACAGUUUCCCUAGCACGGUCGGAAGCGCCUCUGGUUUGAAGCUCCUGCAGGGUCAGGCUGGGACCAACGGCAACAUCAACCCAAACAGCCUGGGCAUGAACAGCAAUCCAAACAGCUCUCUCAUGUCCUCAGCUGACAUGAACCUUCUAAAGCUCUCCUCCCCUGAUUUGGAGCACCUGAUUAUCCAGUCUAACCAGGGACUGGUUACGACAAGCCCUGCGCCCAAUUCCUCUGGCAGCACUUUCCUGUACAGGAACCAGGCCACGAAUGAGCAAGAGGGCUUUGCUGACGGUUUCGUCAAGGCUUUGGCUGACCUGCACAAGCAGAACCAGCUAGUGGGAGGUCCCCUGUCCCCCUCCUCUUCCAUCCAGGGCCCAUAUCAGAGAAACCUCAUGUCGAGCGGUGAGAUGCCCAUAUACACCAACCUGAGCAGCUACAACCCAAACCAGCUCUCGGCCGCUUCCUCGUCCUCCUCCUACCCUGGAGGGCAGGUCCCCUACGGCUCAUCUGCCCACGCAGCAGGCCACGCCACCCAAGGUCAGGCCCACCACCCUCACGGCCGGGGCCUGGAUGCCCCACAGACUGUCCCCGAAGUACCUCACCCACCCGGAGGGGACACGGCCAGCUCACCUCCAUCCCUGUCGCCGAUAGAUCUGGAGACCCAGGAGAGGAUCAAAGCAGAGAGAAAGAAGCUGAGGAACCGCAUCGCGGCCUCCAAGUGCCGCAAGAGGAAGCUGGAGCGGAUUUCGCGCCUGGAAGAGAAGGUCAAGGUGCUGAAGACGCAGAACUCGGACCUGGCGUCCACUGCCAGCAUCCUGAGGGAGCAGGUGGCGCAGCUUAAACAGAAAGUCAUGAAUCAUGUGACCAAUGGCUGCCAGAUAGCAGUCAGCUCUGCUACCAUGGCCAAAAGCGGUGAGAGCACCAGCUGCUGAAAUGACGACAGAUGCAAAAGGGAUUUUUUCCUUUCCUCGCUCUCUCUCCCCCAUGCCUCAUUGCAAACUCUCGAUCUCUCACCCGCGAUCCCCUGUUAUGCUUUUCUUGCCGUUAGCGGGUGAGUUGGUGUGGUAAGGUAACAGAGAUGAAUGGCAGAGUAAGAGUGGAAACCCUGUCCCACGUGACAGAUACCUCCAGCCCCAUUCAGGGUGAGAGAGUAAGUGGGAGAGGCAUCGCUCACUGCUUCAGGCCAGUUACACUCAUCUCUGACCUCCAAGAAGCCCUGGCCGCCUCAUCCCCCACACAUCGCGUGAUUUAAAGAGAACAAUCAGAAAUAUCCCCUGCCAUACUAAGUGAUAUGUUGUCAUUUGACUGCACUUUGAAUUUGACCAUGACCAGGUCAGUAGGGGACCCAUGGACUGAGUAACAGCAAUACUAAACAGUCCUAACAACUGGGAUGACUAGUAGGGGAAAUUGAUACACAGUCCCAUUGGUGAGCCUGGAUGGUGUUCAGGACACAAGCAGUGACUCAUUCUGGGGAUUCCUGCGCUCAACAAAGCCCAGAGGAAGACCACCAGCCCAGCUUUGGACUAAAAAGGCAAUUUUCCACUUUAAGGAAAUUGGAAUAUGUUCUGUCUUUCCUUUUUUUUUUUUUUUUCAUUAUGAUCAGAGUGAGCUCCGAGGUAACCCUUGCUGUUAGCUUUUCAUUACUGUUUAAUAACAUGCACUAUUACAGGAAUCUGGACAUUUAGAAAUGACCAGUGAUAUGGUCUUAGGAGGGAAAAAAAACUUAUUUGUCGUUGCUGUUGAAGUUGUCUAAAAAUGAAAGCUUCACAUCCCUGAAAAAUUAAAUACCCCCAGAUAUUGAUGUCAGCUAUAUUGUAAUGUAGGUAUAAAAGUGAAAAUGUAUUUGUUGAAGUUUGGUUACCGUGUCUCAAUAAUACAUUGAAGCAUAUCGUUUGUAAGUUUGUUGGUUUGUUUAAUAUCGUGCAAUUUGUGAAUACAGGUAAAAACAGCCUUUUCUACAAACUGAGAGUUUCAGCAUUUUUAUAAGUAUUAAUUUACGGUGUUUAUUAUUGAAAAAUUGAUUUAAUGUCUACACAAGGGGUCUGCGGUACUGUGCAACGUCGAGGCACUUUCAUUGGUACCUAAUUCGCUAUUUUUGAGUUUAAACUCAACUGACAGAUUUGCUAGCAUUCCAAGACCUUUUGCACUGUAUUCUCUCGUGAUUUCUUUUUGCUUGGGGAAUACAUGUUAAGAGUGGGUUAAUACUGUGUUUGUGCUCUAAUGUUGUGUAUUAACGCUGUGUUCAUCUUGAACAGUGGUGGGGCAUGGCGACUCUAAGCCAUGGCUGCUUUUGUAUUUAAACUACCGUGUUCAUUGUUGGGCUUGGUGAAAGGACAUGAGGUUUCACAAGAAUGCACAGGGUCAAGACUCUACUGUAGUCAGGAGUGGUCAGAAAAGGGCUUUCGAUCAAUAGUAUUUUGCAUUUAUUAUCCCCCCCCCCCCCCCAUUUUUCUUUUUGAAAGAAUCCUGAAGCAAAUUUAUUUAUGCAAAACCUUCUCUAUGGUAUUUAUGUUGUUUGUGUAAAAGAUCUGUACAGGUUGGAAACCAGGUGUCACGUUGACACCUUUUUUGGGAACUACAUAAUUGCACAUAAAACAGUAAAUGAUGUCUAAUAUUUAUCCUCUGUGUACAGCAUAACAAUUUUAAUUAUUUUAUUUUGCUGGUGUUUUUCAUGGAUUAAAAAAAAUAAUAAAAAGUUGCAAUUGUUGCUACAGUAUUGAAAAGUCAGUUCAGAUGUACUCAGCGUGUUGGUGUAAGUAUAUUGUUUAAAAUAAUAUGACAAAGGAAUAUUCUUUGCCUUGUAUUUAAUGGAGAGCUCAUAAUGACAGCCUGUUCUUUUUCCAGAUGGUCAAUGCUUACACAGAGAAAAAUCUAUAAAUCUACUCAUUGUUAGUGCACUGAAUUACUGUCAAAUGCCUUUCCUAAAACACAGAUACAGAUCUUUCUAUUUAUAUAUGUCUAUAUUCAUACCUACCAGAUAGAUGUAACAGAGGUAUUGACAGGUAUUCAGGCUGUCACAUAACCUUUGGGCGACAAGGAAAUAUUUAUUUUUUAAAACUUGAAUUCAAGGUUUUGGAUGUCACAAACUUAUAUUUUUGUACAAAAUUGUUUUUGAUUAUUAUGAAGAGUGAGAACAGUGUAUUCUAUAUUUGGUCCAUUUACCUUUUAUUAUUCCAGAGUACUUUAUUUAUGGAGGUGGUAUUAAACGUUAGUGUGACAUUGUUUUAUGAAUAUGCUUCAAGCAUUUGUCUCUUGUAAAGUUCAAUUGUUUGAAAUUUCAGAAAAUGCAGCAAGAUCCCCAACGAUGAGACUUAAGAAAUUGUGACUAAUGUUGGCCACCAGUUUGUUACAUAGGAGUAAUGCUGAAGAUGCUUCUGGGAGAUUCCAUUUUUAUGCAGUGUGAUGUGUUGUCUGUGGCAGAAUCUUGUUCCCUGACUUUAAGCUGGCAAAUUUACAAUACACACUAUGUACUUGAAGCAAAUCUGAGGAAUGACAUAUACCGCAUGCAUGGAUCGAUUAGAGUGGACUGUAUCUAUUCUGCUGUUUGUGUUCAGAAAAGAUCAGUCGAGUUGAGCUGUAGGAAAAAUGAAGGAGAGUAAGAGACACACAGAGAAAGACUGUUGCUUACAUGCUUUGUUUUUACACUAAACGGAUUUAGCAAUGCUUUAGAUCCCCUGUGAGACACAACAGUUCCUGAUAUCAAACUUUUUACAAAAUUGUACUGUUUGCAUGUACAGACACACAUACGUACACACUCACACAGAUAUAAAAGGUAUGAUGACCGUGGUAAUUAUGACAUUGGACCACAUGACUAAUUAAUUCUUUGCCAUCCCUCAAGCCAAAGAUAUUCUAUAGAAAAUUAUAUUAGUGAGGACCCAAACAGUUUACUAAGGCAGUAUUAAUUUACUAUGAGUUUCCAAUUCCAAAGGAAAAAGAAAUUUUCUGGAAAAAUUACUGCUCUUAUGGACUGACUGGCAAUGCUUUUUGUGAACGGGGGCGGGGCAGUUCCCUAAUCAGCUCAUGCCCUUACUUGUUUCCCUUAACUGUCUGUCAAAGACUGAAGGGACCUAUAGUUUUUAUGCAAUCACAAAGAUCUACUGUUCAAAUGACCGAGCGGGCGACUUGCCUUGCUCGGUUUAAUGGUUGUUUUAAUUGGUUAUAAAGAGUAUACAAUCUUGAAUAUUGUUCACUGUUUCCAUGUUUUUUAUUCAAUAAAACAGUAGGUUUCUAAACAAAA
Messenger RNA from Electrophorus electricus (electric eel), 4773 nucleotides. It is a transcript of the gene june, whose product is annotated as JunE proto-oncogene, AP-1 transcription factor subunit. The record is from RefSeq and is a predicted model, not a curated record. Gene Ontology annotation, cellular component: transcription regulator complex. Gene Ontology annotation, molecular function: RNA polymerase II cis-regulatory region sequence-specific DNA binding; DNA-binding transcription factor activity, RNA polymerase II-specific; transcription factor binding. NCBI's taxonomy places the organism in Eukaryota, Metazoa, Chordata, Actinopteri, Gymnotiformes, Gymnotidae. Gene Ontology annotation, biological process: regulation of cell population proliferation; regulation of transcription by RNA polymerase II; regulation of cell cycle.